AUGAAAUCACCAUUGCAAUCAUCUUCAUUGUUCACAGCAGCAGCAGCAGCCGCGUAUGGGUUUGAAGGUCGUAGGUUCUUUCCACAACAGCUUACACCUCCAGAAGAGUCAUUUGAUGAUGAGAAUCAGCUACCGACACCUGAAGAAUUUGAUAAGAUUGUGAGCGAUUACCUAAACAACCUUAGUCCCAAGAAGAGAGACAAGGCCUUGGUGGAUCAAAAACGGUACCAAGUGAUCCAACAAGUGCUUAAGGAUCCUAGGAAUACGGCGAUCUCCACAGCACAAUUCCGUUUUUGGGUCAAAAAGAUGUUCCAAUUGCAGCCUGGUACGGUGGGACUUGUGUGCCACGAUGGCAAGCCUGUAGCAAUGAAAGAGCAAAUCUACUCGAUCCUUGUCCAGGCACAUAGAGAAGCUCAACAUGGUGGUCGAGAUAAAACAUCAGCCUUAGUGAGAAGAAAGUUUUCUUGGAUUCCAAAGGAGCUCGUGGCAAGAUUUGUACGACAUUGUCCCUUUUGCAUCACACGUAGAAAUGGCGGGCAAAGCCCAGGGGUUUUUACACAACAGCAUAAGAUGCACAAGCCCAAUCAGUGCAUCAACAACAAUACUCCCAGGCACAGCUUUGAUGCAUCCUUUUUAUGUACACCUUCCAUGUACGAGGAUAGUGAUUUUUCAUCCACUACAGAGAAUGGUUAUGGAGCAUCACCAACCAGCUAUGCCUAUUCCUCAUCCACUUCACCUGCAAGACGCGAUAGCACAUCUAUGUACGAUAAGGAAGAAGAAGACUUUUUACAAGCAUACGCACGUAACGGAGGAUUCCAUCCUUUUAUCACUCAUCCCAAUGCAACGGCAGCAGCAGCAGCAGCAGCGGUUGCGGCUGUAGCUUCAACAUCCACAACACCAUUUUCCACAACUUCUACUACACGUACUCCUAAUUCCGGUGCACCCACGCUCUUUGAUGAUCAUACAUCCUCACCUACGUCACAAAAUAUUUUCUACCAAGCAUCCACAGCAGCAGGGUAUCUAGGGUAUCCAUCUUAUUAUUACCCCAAUGUCCUGGGAAUUGUCCCAUGUGAUAACACGCCAACAGGUAUUGAGAACCACCACCAUCAACCACCACCACCCGUGGAUUCCACUGUCACCACCAAUAGCCAUCCAUCAACAGAAGACACUACAGCAGAUAUCCUUGCCCAUCAUCAUCGUCAUUCUCAACAACAGCAACAACAACAACAACAACAACCUCUUCCACCUACUACUCCAUCCAAUAAUACUUUUAUGACUUAUCCAAACGACGAUACCAAUAGCAACAAUCAUGUGCUCUUAUGA
This is a messenger RNA of Lichtheimia ornata, 1323 nucleotides long. RefSeq lists its product as uncharacterized. Bases 1 to 1323 code for a protein of 440 amino acids. The record is from RefSeq and is a predicted model, not a curated record. The transcript has 2 exons. Lineage: Eukaryota; Fungi; Mucoromycota; Mucoromycetes; Mucorales; Lichtheimiaceae.